CUUGACCAACGUGUCAUGAGUUUGAUAUUGUAUUGUAGCGUCCUAGAAUGUAGUAAUAAAUACAUGCUGGAAUAUCACAGUAUUGAUUAACAGAACAUGUGCUGCAUCAGUUGCUAUUAAUAGACCGAUUGGGGAAAACCCCAAGUUUCAGUUCUCCACCGAUGUUGAAGGCGCCAUAUUUGCUUAUAAUUGCGUUUGAGGAACUAUCUGCAUACCAAGAGUCACGCGGGUGGCCCAGUCGUCAAUGCCCAUGCAGAGUUUGUGUCCCUUUGUGCCUGAAACCUACGAUUGCGAGUUCCAAUCUCGGCUCGCCCUGUUUAACCAAAGUGAUAAGCAGGUACGCAGUGAUGGCAGCCCUUGUGGACCAAGACGCAUCCACAGCGGGAACAGAAGGAACACACGAGUCGUUCUACAACAAAACCACUGAAGAGGCAGCACACAAAAUCAUCCUCGAGUACAAGCAAGACCUCCGUUCACAGAUCAGCUCCCAUUUGCCGUCACGAACAAUAGAGAAGUCCGUCGGCGAGGACUACAUCUUUGGUCGAGGGAAGGGAUCGGACGUACUUCUAAACGACGAACGUAUGUCUAGAACAUACGCAGCCAUUACAACUAAACCUGGAGGCGACGAAGGCGUGAGAUUCAUCUUGAAGAACUGUACAAAGAAUAAGUCUGUCAUCCUGGAGCUCUACCAGAAGAAACCGAUGACCCUGAAGCCUGGGAUGGAGGCAGAACUGAGAGACAGAAGCAGCAUCAAACUGAUGGAUGUGGAGUUUAGAGUAAUGGUUAAUUACGGUUGUGUUGAUACAACAAAUGUGGAACUGGAGGUGAAGUGUUGUGAGGGAUCGAGUGACCCAUCUCGUGUCCAGCCUAGAUCAAUGGCGUGGCCCUGCGAACAAUGUCCACAGAACAUGUGUCAGAGAGGUGUGGAUUGUUCUGACGACCGGAGACCGCAGUUAUACCCCAACCCAACGACGGCUGUGCGUCUUGAUGCUCCUACCUCACCAGUGACGACAGAUGACGACGCUGGCGGACUCCAUGAACGUCACGGACAUGGAAUCAGCAACGACCCUUUACUGAACGCUUUGUCAUGGGAACAGUUUCCGAGGGGACCAGCUUUAGGAUCUCUAAAUGGAUGCCAAUCUCUCUACAAUUCCGGUUUUCCUGCCAUGCGACUUCAGAGCCCUGGAACCCGUGACCCAGCUGUUUCAACGUCCACAGACAGAACCCCGACAGAACACGAAGAGGGAGACAACUGAGUGUGACUGACUUUACCCAACCUGUAAAAAAAUCAUGUCCGUUCAUAUCCGGUGUGCCAGUUUAAUGUUGGGGAAGUGGUAUGGGCCGUGGAUAUCUACCUCUGCAAAACCCAUAAGCACAGAACGUUCUCACAGACCAAUGAUCUGGAACUAAGAUAAGCAGAAAAGAGAUAGGGAUCCCAGAACGAAAAGUUGUGUACAAAAUGGCAUUGUAGCAUCAUGCUACAGUCACACACCACUGUGUCGAAGUUGAAUUGACCUACCAGAAUACUCCGAGUUAUCCGCGGUUAGCAACAACCGCAAAGAAUAACUGAAUAACUUUUACUUCUAGACAACAGUACUUUCGACACCUCGAAGUUCCAUGGUGUUUGAAUGACAUUGUAUAAUACCUAUACACACUAUGGAAUAAGGCAAGGUAAAGAAAAUUUCCUAUUCGACCAUUAGUGAGUUAUUUGGUGAAGGCGCCAUUUCAUAACUGGUAAACAGUUUAUUUGAAAACAGAAUUCAACAACUAAAAUUUUUAAUAGGAAG
Haliotis rubra (blacklip abalone) is the source of this 1787-nucleotide messenger RNA. RefSeq lists its product as uncharacterized. NCBI's taxonomy places the organism in Eukaryota, Metazoa, Mollusca, Gastropoda, Lepetellida, Haliotidae. The transcript is spliced from 3 exons. The record is from RefSeq and is a predicted model, not a curated record. Gene Ontology annotation, molecular function: protein binding. The coding region runs from base 162 to 1256 and encodes 364 amino acids.